AUGAGCCUAGGGAUCGAGAGCGCACGCCGGGGGCUCACCGUGACAGGUGUUCUGGUGGGCACCAUUUCGUUUGUGGAGCACAGCCUCCCAGAUCGUCUCGAGAGGAUGGGGCGGGUGCUUCCUUGGCUUCCGAGGUUGCGCCAGCCCCAGACAGCUGCCCGCCUUCUUUCGGCAUGUGUGAGCACUCGUCCGCAGUACCUGUCGAGGACCGUCCCUCCCUUUCCCGGAAGCUUUGCUUCAGGUGAGCCAGAGCAGAUCGACCGAGCUCUGCAGACGGCGCUUGCGGGUCUCCCACCGGACGUUCUCUCCCUCCUUCCCUCCUUGCCCUCUUGCGCUUCCGCCUCCCCCGACUCCCUUUUUGCAGGAGCGAGCCGCCUUCUGGAGGCACAUGCUUUGGAGGCCGUGCGUACUUGUCACACCUCUCCCUUACACCUUGCCCAUUUGACUUCCCUUCAGGGCGUAGGUGCAGGAGUGUGGCUGCAUUCGGUGCCGUAUGCCGAUCCACUGCACAUCUCGGAGGCGUAG
Molecule: messenger RNA, 525 nt
Organism: Closterium sp. Naga37s-1
Lineage: Eukaryota; Viridiplantae; Streptophyta; Zygnematophyceae; Desmidiales; Closteriaceae
Source: the annotation of a GenBank genome assembly